GAUAUUCUCGCAAUGAACUUACAGAAGACAGCAAGUCCUAUACCAUAUGCGAUAAACAAUCGCUGAGAAACAUCGACAUCGACUUUAACGACGACGACGACUCUGUUGCCGUUGCCGCCGCUUUUGUCAGCGAAAACGAAAACAAUUCAAUGAAACAGAAAACUUGUGGUGGAGCUUUUCUCUCAAAAACUGCUACGAUAGCGACAAUGACGACCACAACCAUGUCGAAGUUGGUGGCGGCGGCGGCGAAAAAACCUACAGCUGCAGCAGAUACGAAAGAAGUUGGUGGGAUAGCAGCAGCAGCAGCGGCAUCGAAAUCGACUUCGACAGUGGCUCCACAACCAUUGACACCACCGUUAAACAUUUUACCAAUAAAAUUAGAUGACGUAAUGCCACCAACACCACCACCAUUAACACAAGAUAUUAUGACGUCAGAGCAAUGUUUAGAUUACUCAACUCCCUUGCCGGUUGGGUUACCCCGACUCCGUCACCGGUCAGACAAUUUCGUCUCCCAGACCGAAAGCCAUAAAAUAAUUGGAGAUGGGAUACAUCGACGAAUUGAAGAUGUUUCUUCUCAACAAAAUGUGAGAGAUGGCGCCGCCGACGCAAUUGAUAGAGCUGAAGACAACCAAGAGGCUGGGCGAAAGAAUCUUCCGGUGGAGGCAGCAGCGGUAGCAUCCACAUCGUCACCAGUUAAGAAUGAAUCAACAAAGUCGGCUGAAAUGGAAAACCUUUAUUACCGAAGAAAUGCUCUUUACACCUUUGUUAAAUAUUUGGAAAAUAGUUUACCUCUAGGCAUUAGAAAACAUGUAAAUGAAAAUAAUUCGAAUGAAAUAAAAACACCAGAUGAUAUUCUUGAAACCGACAAAGAAGAAAAAAAACAAGAAGAAACUACAAAAGAAAUUUUCGAAGGUAUCUCUGUUUUAAAAGAACAAGAACAAAAUAAGAAUGAAAUUGAUAUCAAAGCAAUGUUGGAAGAACGAAAUGAAUUUAUCAAACGUUGCCAAAGUGAUCCUUUCUACACUAAUCAACAAUUUCCUCAACCAUGGAAGGUUCUCUCAAAAAUAUCAAAGGUAAUAGCUCGUGAAAUUGUUGAAAACUUCGAGUCUGAUUUGUCUUUCGGGGAAGAAUCUUACAUACGAGAUUUUAUUGAUAAUGAAGUUCAAACUUAAUUGUUGUUGAUUUUCUUUCCGUUCUUGAAAUAAUUGAUUUUCUAACAUUUUUUUAUAAACAAAUAAAAAACAAUGGCUUUUACUUACUAUUUUAUUACGU
Molecule: messenger RNA, 1272 nt
Organism: Eupeodes corollae
Lineage: Eukaryota; Metazoa; Arthropoda; Insecta; Diptera; Syrphidae
Exons: 3
Coding region: 150-1172 (340 amino acids)
Source: RefSeq, a predicted model, not a curated record